ACCAAUGAAGAUUAAAGAGGGAAGCAUGCGAGCCGUGUGGUCUGAGGAUGCAUGGUUGCAAAAAUAUGCACUUAAGUCUGCGGAUCCUUUAGUGCCAUUUGAAUCAGACGAAGAAGGAGGAGAGACGAAUCAGAGAGAAGAAAUGGAUACUUCUGUGGAUCAGUAA
Acaulospora morrowiae is the source of this 166-nucleotide messenger RNA. The record is from the annotation of a GenBank genome assembly. Lineage: Eukaryota; Fungi; Glomeromycota; Glomeromycetes; Diversisporales; Acaulosporaceae.